Molecule: messenger RNA, 935 nt
Organism: Salvelinus fontinalis (brook trout)
Lineage: Eukaryota; Metazoa; Chordata; Actinopteri; Salmoniformes; Salmonidae
Product: NIPA-like protein 2
Exons: 5
Coding region: 273-848 (191 amino acids)
Biological process (GO): magnesium ion transport
Cellular component (GO): membrane
Molecular function (GO): magnesium ion transmembrane transporter activity
Source: RefSeq, a predicted model, not a curated record
AUUAUUAUAUUCUAAAAGAUUAGAUGAAAUGUAUUCUGUGUACAAGUGUCUGUCCACUGGUCCCAUCCGGGGAACGCUGUGCUCUCCACCUGUUGCAUCCCCGCCUCGUUAACUCUGUCGUGUUGACGUCGUGACAAGCAGACCGACACUUCUGCCCGUUGACUGCGCAGGAAAGACUCAAACUCUCGGGAUAUCAAGACUGGAAUCGGGAAAACAUGUGAAAGGGGGAAUCUUGAGUUGUGAUGAAGUAGGAAAGGUUGGAAGGAAAGGCUAUGAUAGAGGAAAAGAUGGCGAACAACUCAACUUUAGACAGCGUGUUUUCUAACAGAACAGGACAGAACUCAUCUCAACCAUCUCCGUUCACUGAAAUCCGGGAGAAUCCACUGAAGACGUAUCUCCUGGGAAUCAUCAUUUCAAUAUGUGGGAACUUCCUCAUCAGCAUUUCUCUGAAUAUACAGAAAUAUGCCCACAUGCGUCAGUCCCAGCUCGGCGCCUCCAGGCCCUACUACACGUCGGUGCUGUGGUGGAGUGGAGUGGUUCUGAUGGGGGUAGGGGAGCUGGGGAACUUCGCAGCCUACGGCUUCGCUCCGGCCUCCCUCAUCGCACCCCUGGGCUGUGUUUCAGUCAUAGCCAGUGCAGUCAUCUCUGUGGUGUUCCUUAAAGAGACGCUACGAGCCUCUGAUAUUGUUGGUGGAGCUCUAGCAGUGUUGGGGACCUAUCUCCUGGUCACCUUCGCCCCUCACACCUCCACCCACAUCACCGCCCACCUGGUGCAACGAUACGCCGUCAGCUGGCAGUUCCUGAUUUACCUGGUAUGUACCCUAACCCACACCUGGUAUGUACCCUAACCCGCACCUGGUAUGUACCCUAACCCGCACCUGGUAUGUACCCUAACCCGCACCUGGUAUGUACCCUGACCCGCACCUGGUAUGUAC